This is a messenger RNA of Cynoglossus semilaevis (tongue sole), 3141 nucleotides long. RefSeq names its product retinal degeneration 3, GUCY2D regulator (gene rd3). The transcript has 3 exons. Lineage: Eukaryota; Metazoa; Chordata; Actinopteri; Pleuronectiformes; Cynoglossidae. The record is from RefSeq and is a predicted model, not a curated record. Bases 1872 to 2528 code for a protein of 218 amino acids.
ACUUCAGAAUGUCUGUAAAAUGAGGUAAGUCAUGAAGAAAGAUUAAUUUAAAACACGACCUUUGACUCUGCUUAAUGAUGCUUAGCACUGGCUCUGUGGCAGCCUAGCUGCCUAUUACAUUUCCAACAGGCAUGUGCACGGCUGCCUCUGACUUCUCAGACCUCUGUUUGUACUUUGUUUUAUUUAUAAAGUAGCCUGAAGCAUACAACAGCCGUUUCUCAAGUUGAAAAUCAGAUGCUUUUUUCCAGCCAUCGCUGCUUGUGGUAGUUUAUAUUCUGUGAUGAGUAAACUGGGUUCAAAGGUCACCCAGCUUUUAUAUCUUAGCAGCAGGAGGAAGAGAAGGAGAAAAGGAAGGAGGGUGAUAAGGAGGAAAGGGAGAAAGGAAGAACAGAUCUUUGGCAGAUGUGAGGAUUGUGAAGGAUGACAAGUUUAACUUUACGCUGAAAGUGAAGAGAAAAUGGCGCAGCUGCUUACACCUACACACAGAACAAACCAGCAGACCUUGAAGUCCACCUACACUCCAACGGCACAUUCAGUCUUCAUCAUCCAACAGCUCACACUCGUCUCCAAGGACACCUCUGUAUGUGAUGCAUUUUCUGACUCUCUAUCUCUCUCAUUCCUAACCUUAACCCUGACACUAAGCAGAACCCAACUCUGACCCUAACUCCAGCUCUAACCCUAACCUUCUCUGCGCAUCAACCGUGUUUUGUAGCAGCUUGCAAGAACAGCUAUGUUUAUAGUGACGUUACUGCCACCUAAUGGUCCUUAUUUAAACAGGUGAAUAUUUCAUAUAGACACCUUGGUCACUUACAUACAGGAUAACACUGGUGUUUACAAGACCAUUUAUCAUGUAUCAUUCUGGGGUUUUUUUCAUCAGUAUAUUCUGUGUACUAUAGCUUUGAGAGUUGAGAAUGAAACAACAAUAAUGACCCAAACAUAUGGAAUAAAAUGACCCUUCACUCCUUAACUACCCCCUAGUCACUAUACGAACCUAUCAUCUAUGAUCAAAACCCAAAUACCAUGUACUUUAUUUCACUACAAUGUUGACCAACAUUCAGGCUUUAGAAGAAAUUAGGUUCUGCCUCGUAACAACCAGGACUUCCAGGAACUGGGCAUUCACUGGUCCCUAAACAAAUCAGCUGGUACUAAAGAGACAGGAAAAACAAGUAUGCAUGCACACACACUAAUAGACACCUCUGCCUGUAAUUAGCAGUUGUUGGCCAUUGAGCCUUAUCAUCAGUAGGAAGUAAUUUUCACAUGAACGACCUCUUGCAGAUGUGGCAGCAGCAUACACACACACACACACACACACACACACACACACCCCUCACUGUCACACUACACUAACCCUGUCCUCUAAGCAACAGGCUUUGAAUUACCUCUGUCCCCUUUAUCUGCCUCUCCAUCGCUCUCCAGCUGAUGGAGCUCAUUGUGGAGGGAGAAAAAAAAAAGCCUGAGAGCUUCACUAUGGCAACGGCAAAAUGUAAAAAAAAAAAAAAAAGCUUCACAAGUACUUCAUCAAGGCCUGUGAUCCAUCCAACAGCUCCCCAACCUCCUGCAACAAGUAAAGACAGGCCAGCAAGGCUCCAGGGAGCUGGAGGAGGAAGAGAGGAGGAGGAGGCGAGAGAGAGAGAGAGAGAGAGAGAGAGAGAGAGAGGGAGAGAUAAUACAUAGGGACUGGAAGAGCACGGAGAGAAAAUCCUUUUCUCUUCUGCCUUUCAGUCAGCCUGUCUUGUCUUCUGGUCAGUGUGGAUUUUAUAAUAAUUCUACUUUAUUGACGUAUAAAGCCUCAUUAUAGUUUUUAUUUUUUUAUUUUCAUUUUAGAGUCCAGGGCAACUCCAGAAAAGAAUAACGAGUGGACCGCCAAGGUCAUGGCCUCCUGGCUCAGCUGGAACGAGCCUUAUUACCGGAGCUCGCGGCGCGAUCCUGCCGACGUGGUCAGCGACACGCUCAUGUUUGAGUUCAGCUGGCAGCUGAAGGAGGCAGAGAGGCAGCAGAGGGAGAGGGAGAACGAGUACCGACGAAUGAAGACAGGAGUGGACUACAGCUGGUUGGCCAACGUGCCAAGCUCCAACUACACCAUCAGCACUGGAGAGAGGCUAGGCCUGGAGGAUCUCUGCUCCAAGGUGCCGCCGUCCUGCUGUGGACUGGUCAUACUCAAGUUUAGGGAGGUCAUGCAGACCAACGAGCCCGAAGUGCAAGAGGUUCCCGGCCUUUUCCGCUCCGUUCUCCUGGAGUCUCUGGAGCAGCUGAAGGAGGAGCAGGAGGCUCAGCGACUCGCCCGCCAAUGGAACAACAAGCGGGCCAUGAGCAUGUCCCUUAUCAACUUUAGGUCCAGGAUCAGGAUCAACCCUUUUGGGAGCACAGUGGGCUUGACCUCUGCGGUAUCUGACGGAGCCGGGAUGAGCGACCUGAAGACGGUGUCAGAGGAUGUGGAGCGUGGGAUGAAGAGGAAGGAGCAAACCACAAGGGUGUGGAGCAUGCCUGACUUCAGGUACAAGGGAUCCAGCAGCAGCAAGGUGGUUUGAUGUGAGGCCUUCAGAAGGUGGUGAAGGUGGGACACAGCUGCUGCUGCUGCUGCUCCACAGGAUGGAGGAAAUAAGGAUUGGUGUACACGGCUCAAAAUUCAUCAUCAUUCUGAUCAGUCGGGUAUCAUAAUGAAGAGGCCUGGUAGUGUAUAAUAUAUAUUUUCAUAAGCACCGUGGUGUGAGUCAUUUUUUAAAAAUCUGGCACUCUGGGUGCUGCCACUCCUACCCAAGAGACCAGAAGGGCCUGUGCUAAGUGCUGCGUUCAAGUGGCAUUGGUAUAAAUUGGAAAAAAUACUUUGUGACUAGAAACAACUUGUUAACAGGCCACAGUAUUUUAAAUACCCCCAGUUUUUCUGUAUAUGUGAAGAACUUAUCCAGUUUGCGUUUACAUAGAAAUGUUUGAAUGUUACUUGUCAGUGCAUUAUUUACAUUUGAAAUUGUGGAAUGCACAUUUUCACGUACAUUUUUUUUAUUAUUUAUUUCAUUAUCACUCUUAUUCGAUUUUUUGUUUAUUUUAUGUCGUAUUAAAUCCUGAUGCAAAGUAUUUCAGUUCUAGAGGUCCUUAUUUUUAUAUAUAAUAGAUAAUAUAUUUAACUUGAAAAGCUGGCUGUAU